AUGGCGGCAGAAGAGUUCCAGGAGUCCGACGUGUUCUUCUCCGGCGACCACCGGGAAGUCGCAGAUCUGCACCACAAUCACCAUCAUCAUCGUCAUCGGCGGCAGCGGUCGAGGAACAACAAGAAGCAGAAGAAAUCAGGCGGCGGCGGUGAUAGUAGUACUCGUGCUGCUGCUGCUCCGUCGGUGCCGGUAGACAUCCCGACGAACGUGUUCCGGUUCGGAGAUUCCGAUGAAUACGAGGAGGACGAGGAGGAGGAGGAAGGAUCGAUUAUCCCGCCACACGUAAUCCUGGCUCGGAGGGUGGCCGGAAAAAUGGCGUUCUCGGUGUGCACGGGGAACGGGCGGACGUUGAAGGGGAGAGAUUUGAGCCAGGUCAGGAACUCCAUUCUUCGGAUGACUGGCUUUCUCGAAACUUAA
Messenger RNA from Linum tenue, 417 nucleotides. The record is from the annotation of a GenBank genome assembly. Lineage: Eukaryota; Viridiplantae; Streptophyta; Magnoliopsida; Malpighiales; Linaceae.